Molecule: messenger RNA, 4732 nt
Organism: Dermochelys coriacea (leatherback sea turtle)
Lineage: Eukaryota; Metazoa; Chordata; Testudines; Dermochelyidae
Gene: DAPP1
Product: dual adaptor of phosphotyrosine and 3-phosphoinositides 1
Exons: 9
Coding region: 2984-4192 (402 amino acids)
Source: RefSeq, a predicted model, not a curated record
AUAUUUUAUUUUUGAGAAAUCAGUGCCAAGACAAAGAGCAUGACCUUUUCAGACACAUGAUAUUUUGCUUUCACAAGCAAACAGCAACCGUUAGGUGGAUGUUUGCAUAUCUUUAAUGUACAGCUUCUUUAAAUGGCAAAGCAAGCCCUGAUGUGAAAUAAAAGGAAGGUUGACUAAAGAUGUAAGGAUAAAGUCCCAAAUCAACAAAUGAGCAAGGCAGUCUAAUAAUAGGACACAGAGUGGGGCUCUGCAGAACCACCACUCAAAAAUACAAAGGUCUGGUUAGUUUAACCAGGAUACAUUGGUAAAUUCAUGAGGUUUGGGAACUGUUUAAGUCUGGUAUGGGGAGAAGAAAGAGGAAGGAAGUGUGGUGCUCUAGAGUCACUGAAUAUGUAAAUGUGCUUAGUUGUCAACAUGACAUAUUUUUUUUCCAAGGGAUAAUCCUCUAAAUAAAAUGGGAUUCUGAGCGGAAUAUCCAACUAUCGGAGGCUUGUGCCUGAAUCUAUUUUGAAUUUUUGGUUAUAUGUAACAUAAUAUUAAUAGCUUCACUUUUAAAAUCAAGUUCUGCUCUAGAAUUUAAUUCAGAGAAGUUCUCUGGCCUGUGUUAUACAGGAGGUCAUACAGGAGGUCUAGAUGAUCACAGUGGUCCCUUGUGGCCUAUAAUCUAUGCAUCUUUAAUUAGCAGGGCACCAGGCUAUUCUUGCCAACCUUUCAUGUUUGACCAAUACACAAUAACAGCAUGUGUUAUUCAUGUUACUGUAUAUAUCAGAAAAGUACAUAUCAGUUCUGCUCACUCCUUUUAAGUAUAUACCACUCACUCAACAAUGGGCAUAAGGUGCAAAUUUCAGACUGAGUGUAUUACAUUAAAGUAUUUGCUACAAGCAAUUUUUGGUUCGGUCAUGCAUUUGAAAUUUGUGUUAAACUUGUAAGCUAUCACUUAACAUUUUCUGGGGGUUUCCUAGUCCUGCUUGUAGGCUAAGGGGCUCUGUAGAGAAGUGUACAAUCUGAGUCUAUCAGCAGUCAGUUUGCAAGGAACCAGCCUGCAGCAAGGUGGAUUGAGUUAUGCCUCUCUGCCUUAAGAAGCAGCCUGCUUUCCCCCCCCCUCUGUUUUUGGUUCUUGUAUGUAAAAGUUCUGUAUUUGAAGAAGUAAAGUACUAUUGCAAUUCAGCCUCCCAGAAAGAGUAUUUUAUGCUUUUUGCUAUUUUCUCUGUUUCUAUAACAUGAACAUAACAGGUUCAUUGAAACAUUUUCACGUUAACGAAGUGGCUUAACAAAGACAAGAAUUUGCCAGCAUCUGCACAAUCAAAGUGUAUAAAAUAAGCGCAUGAAUAAAAACAGUUUAAAAAGCAUUGAAAAAAUACCUGCCCAGAAAAUUCAGCAGAAACAUUACCUUAAACGCAUAUAAAAAGAUGCACAAAAUGCAGCCACUACAUUGUAAAAAUCGUAAGAACAUCCACCAAAACUAACAACAGCUUUGCAAAAAGAAUAAACACCAACAAUGGGGAAAUGUCAAAGGUUCUGGGACUUGAUUAAACAUCUGGUAGUUGACGUUUUUCUGAAGCUAUGAAAACCGCAUCCUGUGAGGCUCAGUCCUCACACAACUCCCCUCGCCCUGUGGCUCUCACUAUUUGAUAUUAUCUUCUUGAGAUGGAUGAGGCCUGAUGGUCUACUAAGCCCACUGGGCCACUGACAGCUUCAGGAGGUAGUCAGCAGGCCUGCCCCUUUCUGUGCAGACUUCAGAGGAUAAAUCCCAAGACAAAUCUGCUAAUAGAUAUGUGUGGAAUUGUGUGUGGAGAAGAGACUUCAGCCUUGAGAAAAUAUACUGUUGAUAGGUAUGAAUGGGGAAGGUAAGGAGAUAGCAGUAACAGGAAAAAAGAUUCCUCCCUUUGUGCAUCACUGGACAUACACAUCACACAAAUGGAGCAGUAAUGAUGGGCAGGAAGGAGAUGAAUCCAGACUAUUUCCAUCUCCCACCUCUUCCCCCCCAACCACCUCACAGGACUUAUUUACAUUAGGAAAAUUUAAACUUGUAAUUCAUCACUGGAACAGCUACAUAAGAAUGGCCAUCCUGGGUCAGACCAAAGGUCCAUCUAGCCAGUAUCCUGUCUUCCAACAGUGGCCAAUGCCAGGUGGCCCAGAGGGAAUGAAUGGAACAGGCGAUCAUCAAGUCUCCUGUCGCCCAUUCUCCACGGGUGAUAGUAACAGUAGAUGAUGUAGCAUACAGAGGCCUCAGGUGUUUUUACCACCACAUCAUACACCCAAGCUCUGAGUGACAUGAUGGCUGGCAUUACCCCCAGGGGUGCCACAUUGGUGGUGAAUUACAUGUUCCAAUUCCCCAAUAAGCAGCUAGAGUGUGUCAGGAGCAGGUUAUCAAGCUGAACCAUUGUCAAAGACAAUGCAGCUUGCAUACAUCCCCUGCACACUUGUCACUCAUGGAAGGAUUUUGUGUUGCUGAGGCACAGUUGCUUUGAGAGCUCCCCCGACUCCCUAUGGCCAAAGCCUCCCCAAAAUCCCCCCACAAAUGCAGAGCGCCCUGCACAAUCCAGCAGGGUGAGAGGAACAGGCAGGGGGAGAGAGGGAGAAGCCAGCGAACAGAGCAGGCCGGGGCCCCUUCUGAGCGUGGGCCCAGCUCCAUGGCGCCACUGUAAACCCCGCACCCUCCAGGGGUCAGCAACCUUUCAGAAGUGGUGGGCCCAGUCUUCCUCUAUUCACUCUAAUGGAAGGUUUCGCGUGCCAGUAGUACAUUUUACCGUUUGCAGACGGUCUCUUUCUGUAAGUCGAUAAUAUAUACCGGAACUAUUCUUGUAUGCAGAGUAAAUGAGCUUUUUAAACUGUUCAAGACGCUUCAUUUAAAAUUAAAUUAAAAUGCAGAGCCCCCGGACCGGGGCAGUGUGAGCGCCACGGACAAUGGCCAUGCGUGCCAUAGGUUGCCCACCCCUGGCUUACUCAGUUCCAGGUCUCCAAGGGGGCGCUGUCACAGAAGAUGAGGAGGCAGAGAAAAGGCUGUUUGGAGGCGGGGAAUUGCCUUGCCACAAGCCUUCCUCCUCCUCCUCCUCCUCCUCCUCUCAGCUCGAGCCACCCGCACCUUCCACACAAUGCCGCGCGCGCCGGCUGCGUUCCCCGGGGGCCAGCUCUUCCCUCCCUGCCGGCGCCUCGGGCAGGGUGGUUAGGUGCAGGGAGGGACCCGCUCUCACUUCCUCCUUGGGCUCGCUUGCCAUGCAGCGGCAGCAGCGGGUUGCUGCGCGUGUGGAGCGCCUCCCCCGCGGCCGCUGAGCGGGAGCCGGGGCAGGGAGCCCCCCCCCCGCCACCCCUUUGCCUUCCCUUCCCCGCGCGCGCGGCGGGGCGCGAGCAGCAGGUGGUGCGGAUGGGAAAAGCAGAGCCGGGAGGAGGCGCGAGGAUGAGCCGAGGCACGGGGGGCCUCCCCGCGGAGCAAGAAGGGGACGUGCUAAAGGAGCUGCAGAGCCUCGGGUGGUACCACGAUAAUCUCACCCGCCAUGCAGCAGAGGCUCUUCUUCUUUCCAAUGGAUGUGAUGGAAGCUAUCUCUUAAGGAAGAGUAAUGAAAGGAAUGACUUGUAUUCUCUCUCAGUAAGAGCAAGAGAUUCUGUGAAACAUUUCCAUGUGGAGCACAUGGGGUCUUCAUUCAAGUUUGGCUUUAAUGAAUUUCCCAGCUUGAAGGAGUUAGUCAUGCAUUUUGCAAACCAGCCUUUAAUUGGAAGCGAGACAGGCACCUUAAUUGUACUGAAACAUCCGUAUCCCCGGAAAGUGGAAGAACCUUCUAUUUAUGAGUCUGUCCGGGUUCACACUGCAAUGCAGACAGGAAAAACUGAAAAUGAUCUUGUCCUGAAUGCGCCUUCACUUGGUACAAAAGAAGGAUACUUGAUAAAACAAGGCAAAAUAGUAAAGAAUUGGAAAAUGAGGUGGUUUACACUGCAUAGGAAUGAACUUAAAUAUUUCAAAGACCAGAUGUCCACAGAACCAAUUCGGGCACUAGACUUAACGGAAUGCUCAGCAGUGCAAUUUGAUUACUCACAGGAACGAGUAAACUGUUUCUGUUUAGUAUUCCCGCUAAGGACAUAUUACCUAUGUGCAAAGACUGGCAUAGAAGCUGAUGAGUGGAUUAAGAUACUGCGAUGGAAAUUGUCACAAGUAAGAAAACAACAGGACCAGCGUGACGCCACCUCUCCUCUGUAGUUAUGCCUCUAAAUAAUUUAGUCAGCGAGAGUCAGCCUUCAGCAAUGAGUGUCACUUCACAUGAGAGCGGUUUCAGCACAUGCGUUACCUACAGUGUACGUCUAUGUACUUGCAUAUAUAAGAUUAAUGCUUCAGAAUGUGAAGUGUUAUCAGUGAAAACCAUUGCAUCCUAACAAUGCUGGUUCCCUACCCAAUCCUAUGUUCCUAUUCGGUUCACUUAUGCAUCACAAAAGUGUUCAGUAUUUGAAACUUUCGGUAUAGUAGUAAAGCACGCUCAGUUAGCUUAAUUGAGCUUCUGUAAUAAAUGCAUAACUAACUACUAGCAACAGCUGUUCUGCCUGGGUUAGCCCACUCAUUUGAAAUCGGCUUUUUUCUGGAAACUUUAAAUAUUUGUUUUGCAUUGUGUUUUAAGGGUUUAAAUCCUAGAGGAAAAUUAUGUCUUUAGAGUGGAUUUUUUUCAUUGUGAAACUGACUAGAGUAUAUUUUUGUAAUUAAUGUGAGUCCCUAUUACAUGGAAAAUAUAAACUUAAUAUUUUUAAA